CUUUGGCCAUUAAUAUAUAUAAAUUUGUAUUAGUAAAAAAAUUAAAAAAUAUAUAUUUUAAAAAAUAUAUAUUUUGAAAAUUGAAUCAUUCAAAUGUAAUCUCAAUUCUGAAGUUUUGAAUGCAAAAUCGAACAGAACUUUUAGUUUGAUUGUGUAUUUGAUUUUGGGUAAAAAAGAAUCGAAAAAACCCUAAUUGUAAUUCAAAAUAUACGACCAAGAAAUUAUUAUUCCGUAUCGAAUAACAUCACAGCAGUGCGGAUCGCAGUAGAAGAAAGGUACAGCGUUGGACUUGACUGAAUAUGAAGCGUGAGCAGGUGAGCCCUGAAGCUGAAGUCGAUAAGGAUGCGGAAGACCGGAAAAGAUAAUUUGCCAAAUAAGGAAGUGGGAAGUUUAUUUUGGGACAUCCAAAUAAGGAAAGUGGGAACUUGUUUCCGGGACGGAGGGAGUAUUUAUGUAUCCAACCUAGUUUUUCUUACUUCUUUUUGGAGUUUAGAACAACAACGUCAUCCAUUAUUCUCUUAAAAUUCUUUUUGGAGGUUAGAACAACAACGUUAUCCUUUAUUCUCUUAAAAUUCAAGCCGAACCCAAAUUUAUUUUACGAUUUUAACUGAGGGAGUAUUAGAUCUGGGCUUUCGUUCUAAGCUAUGAACCUUAUAAGAGGAGUCCAAAAUCUGUUAUUUGAGCUUGUAAUGUUUUAUUGGGUCAGUAUCUGUUGUGUUUAACACAACUAAUUAGAAGAUGAAAAUUUUGAAAUCCGUGUAUUCGAUGAGGCUAUACAAAGAUUGUGUUGCUUGUAUGAUAUUAACAUGUUCUCACAUUGAGCUUCAAUCGUAAAUUUUCUUCUUUAUAGAAGUAGUAUUCCAAUUCUCAUACUUGAGUUUGUAUUUUUCUAUUGUGCCAGUUUGAGAUGACUUAACAGUUAACAUUGUGAACAUUUAGAUUGGUUUUUGUUAAACAUAGUCAUAAACAAACUCAAAUGAAUCUUGUAUAAGGGUGAUCAUGCUAUACUGUGGUUUCAAAUAAUUAUGGUUUUCUCAUUUUUGCUCAGUCUUACACACGAAGCUGGAAGCUCAAAUAAUUUUUUUUUGUUUUUCCCCAUUUUCAACAUAGGGCAUAUAUUGAUAUUUUAAAAACAAUACAAAUUGGGCAUCAUUCAAAUUCUUUCUUUGCUUACUGACCUUAUUGUGUCAUAGUCCAACCUCUUUUGGUUUUUUUUUUUAUACUUUUGACUGGUAUCAUGGGCGCACGCAAAAGCAUAAGUUGAGCUGGGCCCAUAGCCCUGGCCCUGAGGAAUGUUUUAGGAUAAAUUUUUACACACAAGUUUUUAUACAUAAAUUGCAAGUUUUUCUCAAAUUUGGGGUGAGCCUGGACCUGAUAAGUCCCCUACUAGGCUACUGCGCCCCAGACUAAACAAUCACUUGAGCCACACACUCUACGAGUAUCUUAGAGUUUUGUUGGUCCGGCCAUUUUUGCUAUUUUUUUUUGGUUGGUUAUUAUGCUGAAUGAACUGUGAAGGAAGAAGACAAAGUUUGAGCAACAAACCACACCUCCCAUGGAUAAGCGGGUGUCAAAAUUUACAUGGAGGAUCAAAAGUUUCUCGCAACUGGAUGUUAAAAAGCUUUGUUCUCCCACGUUUCUUGUGAAAGAGAACAAAUGGAGAGUUGUCCUUUUUCCAAAAGGCCUAGGAAAAAAUAAUGAUCAUUUGUCCAUGUACCUCAAAGUGGCUGGCUCUUCUCGCUCACCCAAUGGCUGGAGUAUACCAGCAAAUUUCAGCAUAGCUCUUAUCAACCAGAUAAAUUGCAACAAAACCAUUAAGAAAGAAUCAUUUCAUACUUUCAAUGCUGAAGAACGUGUUUGUGGCUUCACGUCUUUUAUCCCUCUCAAUGAUCUUCAUGAUAAAAGUGGAGGUUAUCUUGUUGAAGACACGUGCUUGAUUGAAGUUGAAGUAGAUGUGGUUGAUGAUGUUGUGCUUGAUGAUGUUUCUCCAUCUGUCAACUAUAGAACUUUCAUAGGGCGUGUUUUCGGCAUUGGCUCAUAUGGUAAUUCAUCUUCUCAAGCUACUUACUGGAGUCAACAACAAUUACAUGAACUUAUUGAAGAGUUGGUGAGAAGGCGGUUACAAACGACAGGCCUAGAAGAGAAAAUGGAAGCUCUAAUUGAGACUAGACUUAGUGCCGCCUUUGACAAGUAUUUCCCUCAAAUCCCGAGCAUGAAUAUGGGCCAACUCUCGAGCACGAGUACAAGUCAAACCCCGAGCCAAACGCUGGGAACUAAUCCAACCCAAGACAUGGGUCAGUUCUCAGGAUUGGAUCAAAUUCCCUCCAUGCCCAUUAACCAGCCACACGGCGGCGAUCAAUUUUUAACACCUCAGCAAUGCUCUCAAGGUGAAACCCCUCCUGAACAAUGAUAACCAUAACAACAGUCCCCCCUCCAAUGUAAUUUUCUUUCAUUUUUUUUAAUUAUUUUGUAGUUGGUUUUUUAAUUUAGGUCAAGUUCCUUGGAUUUAUUCCAUGAUUAAGUUUUUACUUUUUCAUAAUUUAAGGUUCGUCGCAGUUGUCACUUAUGGCAUCCAUGGGGCCUAGAUUUAGAAAAAUCAUUUCUAAAACAUAUGGAAAACAAAAUGUGGAGAAACGUGUAAAUGUUAAAAAAAAUUACGGUCAGACUCUCUUUGUUUUUUAAAAUUUUGUCA
Molecule: messenger RNA, 2689 nt
Organism: Cuscuta epithymum
Lineage: Eukaryota; Viridiplantae; Streptophyta; Magnoliopsida; Solanales; Convolvulaceae
Source: the annotation of a GenBank genome assembly